CAGCAUGACCAGAAGGAAUAUUCAGGGACUUCAAGCAGAGAAAGAGAGCAUAGUAUUGCAAAAUUUGCCACUUCAAAUUUCAAGGCUCAAUGUUCUUUUGAGCUCAAGCUGUGUCUGACCAACCCACCUCUUGGCAACUGCCAAGGACAGACUUGCCAGCCCUUCUGAAAUAAGCGGCCACCUCUAUUCAGAGUGUGAAUCUUGUUUCUUUCUAUGAAACAUCACAUUUUUCCUUUUAAAAAUGGACAGAAAACACUUUUCAUCGUGGAGGGCAAGGAACAAGUGGAGCAUGGAAAAACAUUUGCAAGAGGUAAAAUGGAGCAUGGAAACCGUGUGGCUCUGGAGGGCGGUUUCUUCUUCAGGUUGGCUGAGGAAAAGCGAGAAGGUGCCCAUCGUCUCCUGAGGCAAAACCAGGUGAGCGACCGCUCCCUCUGCCAGGAUGGGCAGAAGCUGACCCAAGAUGAGUGGCAUGAUUGCCUGGAAGCCAUGGAAGCUGCCCUGAUCCUGGAGAAGAAUCUGAACGAGGCCCUUUUGGAUCUGCAUGCCCUGGGUUUGACUAACACAGACCCCCAACUCUGCUUUUUCCUGGAGAGCCACUUCUUAGACCAGGAAGUGCAACUCAUCAAAAAGAUGGGUGAGCAUCUGACCAACCUCCGCAGGCUGGCCGGCCAGGAUGCUGGUCUGGGCGAGUAUCUCUUCAGAAAGCUCACACUCAAGGGUAACUAGGAGCCCCCCGGGGCCCAUCGGCUUUGGAGCGGCUCCUCUGUGUUCUCCUAACAUCAAGAUACGCCUGAGUUUCUAGCACCAGCCAAGAGACAGCUUCUCACCACCCAGGAGCACCCGCCCAAGCCGUGGAUUAAAUGGAAACAAAAAAGGUUCUUUUUGCAGAGAAGGCUAAGAUGAAAAAAAUAAGUAUUCAGAAUAGCAUGCAGAAUUUUCUGUUUAAUUCUAUAACCUGUUUAAUUUUAAUCUGUUCUUAACCUUUCUGAGUGAUUUGUGGACUUUUGGGGAUCCAACAAGCUGUCUUUUCUCUGUCAAGAAGAAACACACUCACCUUAUUCCUAAACAUUGCAUAUACAGUGUUGGACGUUUUGCAGUUUCUCCAAAACCAUCAUGAGGACUGGAAUGAUUGUAAAAUGUAUUCCUGAUUUUGCCUAGCUAAAGAGUGGACUAUCUGGACUACAUCAUACUGGACAUUCCCAAAACUGUCAAAUUCACAAUAACAGUGUUUUUCCUGAUCUUCAACUUGGUGUGAUGCCAUCUGCCUAUUCUGAAGAAUCCAAGAAGAAGUCCUGUGAAAUUCAUCUUUGUAUCUCCCAUUGGAUUGCUGUUGAGAACACUGACUAUAACAUCAUGCGCUGGUCUGUUAAUGAAGCCUCUCAAGAGAAUUUUGGUCUGGAUUUACUAUUAGAAAUAACAGUGUUCCACUUGUGUGAUUAGUUUGUUUUGGUUUUAUGGACACUAAAUGAACUAAUUAACUUGCCUUUUCUUUUUGCCUUCUAGAAAGCUUAGGACCAAAUUUGUAGUCCACCCAAAGUAAAUGAAUAGAACUGUAUUAAGUUUUGUUUUGGUGUGUGUAUAUGCUUCUUUCCUGAUCUGUUAUUAGAUUCUUGGUGUAUGUUAUGGAUCCUCUUAAACCACUUUAAACUCUUUUACAAGGUUAUAUAUAAAUAGAUAGCCAAAUAAACUUUAAAAUGUA
Molecule: messenger RNA, 1699 nt
Organism: Ictidomys tridecemlineatus (thirteen-lined ground squirrel)
Lineage: Eukaryota; Metazoa; Chordata; Mammalia; Rodentia; Sciuridae
Product: ferritin light chain
Biological process (GO): iron ion transport; intracellular iron ion homeostasis
Cellular component (GO): cytoplasm
Molecular function (GO): ferric iron binding; ferrous iron binding
Source: RefSeq, a predicted model, not a curated record